Colletotrichum truncatum is the source of this 1017-nucleotide messenger RNA. RefSeq names its product FAD dependent oxidoreductase. The record is from RefSeq and is a predicted model, not a curated record. NCBI's taxonomy places the organism in Eukaryota, Fungi, Ascomycota, Sordariomycetes, Glomerellales, Glomerellaceae.
AUGAAGUCCGUAUUGCUCGCCACUCUCAUCAACAUUAUCAUUGAACAUGUUUCCGCAUCUUAUAUGAACCAGCUACUUGGCCUUCAAGCCGGGUGCAACCGUGACAACUGCUUCCGUGCUGUACUCGGCUCACGACCCGGACCUGCGUCGGCAUUUGCUGAUUGUUCCUCGUGGAUGCAAGUCACUGAGACUCCUUGCGCGUCAACUGUAACGGAGACGGCAACCGUUACAUCUUUUACCACCACUCUAGCAAAUCCGUUUCCGGGCAUUAGCAACAUGAAGCGAGGGCAGCUAGAAGACCGACAGGUAUCAUCAACCCCCCUCGGUACCACGUCUUGCACGGUUUUGAAAAACAGUCCGAGCAGCUUGGCAGCAUACAUCCAAACAGCCUGCCCGUCUGUUGGCACCUUCGCCCCUUCGGCGCGCUACUCCACCGCUUGCUCCUGUGCUGGUGUCACCGCCGCAACGACAACACUCGCUGCAUCCAUAACUACUGUGACCACUACUAGUACUUUUCUGACCGCAUAUACACCCACGAACACGCCGACGGCAUUUAUUUUGCAAACAUCGAUUGACAGAAACCUGUAUGUUUCGGUUGACGACACCGGAGCUCUGCGUUUGGUGCGCAACGCCACAGCUGCUACGCCCUUUUAUAUCGACGACGCCAGAGAGAUGCGCAACCUGAACAGUCCCAACAAAACAUUUGUCAACUACUACGACCCCGACCCGUAUACCGCCGACGACAAAGUUUAUAGUGACGUAGAGGGACCAGGAAAAUACCAAAUCAAUUGUGGGAUUGUAGGCCGUGUUGAUGGGGGGUUCUACGGCAACUGCCAGUCUAGCGGCUCUCCUAGCGGAAAUCCAGAUGUCUACGGCUUCAGUUCUUGUUCCUACCACGGCGAGUAUGUGUACAUGACCCCGAACUUCUCUAAUGUGCGCUGUCGGCCAGGAGGUUUUACCUUCAGCGGUUUCUAUCUAAAGACAUACACUGGUAAUCAGGCAGGUGGUGGAAAAUAA